AUGUCGUUCCCGGUACGUGGAAAGAAUGCUGUCGUGACGGGUGCCGGUUCAGAGGCAAAAUCCUUUUACUGUGUGUCUGGCGAACCUGUUGACCAGAUUGGCCAAACCGCUAACAAACCCGUGUGUCCGCGUGAGGUAGGAAUCAACCUGGCAUUCGCCAAAUUACUCGCCAGCAACGGGGCGCACGUCGUCGUUGCCGAUGUCCAAGAGACGCCCGCCUUCAAGGAAUUCCAGAAAGCCACCACCACGACCAAGGUGCUCUUCCACAAGACGGACGUGUCGAGCUGGAAGGACCUGGAGAGUCUGUUCGCCUUUGCAAAGGCCGAGUUGGGCCCGAUUGACGUGCUGUCCGACGACUUCAAGUCUACUAUAAAGUAUCCGUGUUUAGACACUCUGACUAACCCUUGCGGAUUUGUCCUGGUGCGGGAAAAACAGGACUGGUCUAGUUUCUGGAAAGACACGGAAACGACCAGCUACAAGUCGAUCGACAUCAACGUGCAAGGGCUGAUGAAAGGCACACGGCUCGCGAUUCGCGACCAAAUCACCCGAUCGAAAGGCCGCGGCGGCCACGGGGGCGAGACCGUGGGCGUGAUCCUCAACAUCUCGUCGCUGGCCGCGCAGUACGCCCUCUUCAACCAACCCCUCUACGCGACCUCCAAGGCCGCCGUGUCGGCAUUCACUCGGUCCCUCGCGCCGCUGCACCAGGAGUUCGGGAUCAAAGUCGUUGCCGUCGCGCCGGGCAUGGUCAUGACGCCGCUGUGGAGCGAGAGCCCCGACAAGAUGAAGGCCAUCUCCGACGACGACGUGUUUGCCACGCCCGAAGAGUUGGCCGAGACCAUGCUCCUGCUCGUCGAGAGCGCCGAGUACGAGGGCGGGACAGUCCUCGAGAGGCUCAAGAGUACGACGAGGAGGGUCUUGGUUGAUAGCCCAUUGCCAUCGGGCCCGGGCUCGACCAUGAGUAAGAUGGAACUGAUCUAUGAGGAUACCAUUGCUCUGUUGGAGGCUGAGAGGAAAGGAGGGGUCACGAAAUAG
Fonsecaea nubica is the source of this 1032-nucleotide messenger RNA. RefSeq lists its product as hypothetical. Gene Ontology annotation, cellular component: cytoplasm. Gene Ontology annotation, molecular function: oxidoreductase activity, acting on the CH-OH group of donors, NAD or NADP as acceptor. Lineage: Eukaryota; Fungi; Ascomycota; Eurotiomycetes; Chaetothyriales; Herpotrichiellaceae. The transcript has 3 exons. The record is from RefSeq and is a predicted model, not a curated record. The coding region runs from base 1 to 1032 and encodes 343 amino acids.